Manis pentadactyla (Chinese pangolin) is the source of this 4522-nucleotide messenger RNA. It is a transcript of the gene WDR11, whose product is annotated as WD repeat domain 11. Gene Ontology annotation, cellular component: cytoplasm. Bases 61 to 3741 code for a protein of 1226 amino acids. NCBI's taxonomy places the organism in Eukaryota, Metazoa, Chordata, Mammalia, Pholidota, Manidae. The record is from RefSeq and is a predicted model, not a curated record. The transcript has 29 exons. Gene Ontology annotation, molecular function: protein binding.
CGCGGUGACUACCGCUUCCUGGUUGCGGGGCGGCGCUGAGGGCUGGGUUCAGCCGCCGCGAUGUUGCCCUACACCGUGAAUUUCAAGGUGUCGGCGCGCACCCUCACCGGGGCCCUCAACGCCUACAACAAAGCGGCGGUGGACUGGGGCUGGCAAGGUUUAAUUGCUUAUGGAUGUCAUUCGCUUGUGGUAGUGAUUGAUUCCAAUACCGCCCAAACUCUUCAAGUUUUAGAAAAACAUAAAGCUGAUGUCGUCAGGGUUAAGUGGGCCAGGGAGAACUAUCACCACCACAUCGGCUCGCCUUACUCCUUGCGCUUAGCUUCUGCUGAUGCCAAUGGGAAGAUCAUCGUUUGGGAUGUAGCAGCAGGAGCAGCUCAGUGUGAGAUUCGAGAGCAUGCCCGCCCCAUCCAGGAUGUUCAGUGGUUAUGGAAUCAGGAUGCUUCCCGAGAUUUGCUGCUUGCUAUCCAUCCGCCAAAUUAUAUUGUGCUCUGGAAUGCAGAUACUGGCACCAAACUAUGGAAGAAGAGCUAUGCAGAUAACAUUCUUUCAUUUUCUUUUGACCCUUUUGAUCCCUCACAUCUAACUUUACUCACCAGCGAGGGUAUUGUAUUCAUCUCAGACUUCUCUCCAUCCAAGCCUCCCUCAGGCCCUGGGAAAAAAGUUUACAUAUCCAGCCCACAUUCUAGCCCAGCUCAUAACAAGCUGGCUGCAGCCACAGGGGCAAAGAAGGCUCUUAAUAAAGUAAAAAUUUUAAUCACUCAAGAGAAACCUAGUGCUGAAUUCAUGACUCUCAAUGAUUGUCUUCAGUUGGCAUAUCUGCCUUCCAAAAGGAAUCACAUGUUGUUACUCUAUCCUCGAGAGAUUUUAAUCCUUGACCUUGAGGUGAAUCAAACAGUGGGUGUGAUUGCAAUAGAACGAACAGGAGUUCCAUUUCUGCAGGUAAUACCCUGCUUUCAGCGUGAUGGUUUAUUUUGUCUACAUGAAAAUGGUUGUAUAACUUUACGUGUUCGAAGAUCCUAUAAUAGCGUUUUCACUACUUCAAAUGAGGAACCAGAUCCAGAUCCUGUCCAGGAGCUUGCCUAUGAUCUGCGAAGCCAGUGUGAUGCAAUCAGGGUGACAAAAACUGUCCGUCCCUUCAGUGUGGUGUGCUGUCCUGUCAAUGAGAACGCAGCUGCCCUCAUAGUGAGUGACGGCAGGGUCAUGAUAUGGGAACUGAAGUCUGCUGUUUGCAGUCGAAAUUCCCGGAACAGUGGUUCUGGUGUGUCACCUUUAUAUUCACCAGUGUCUUUCUGUGGAAUUCCUGUAGGAGUGCUACAGAACAAACUCCCGGACCUCUCCUUGGAUAAUAUGAUCGGGCAAAGUGCAAUUGCUGGGGAAGAACAUCCCAAAGGCUCUUUUCUGCAGGAAGUGCACUUGAAAUUCCUGCUGACGGGGCUGCUCUCAGGACUGCCCUCCCCGCAGUUUGCUAUCCGUAUGUGCCCACCAUUGACCACAAAAAACAUCAAGAUGUAUCAGCCACUGCUUGCUGUUGGUACAGGUAACGGUUCUGUCCUGGUGUACCACCUCACCAGUGGGCUACUGCACAAGGAGCUGAGCAUCCACUCAUGUGAAGUCAAGGGUAUUGAGUGGACAAGCUUAACUGGUUUUCUUUCUUUUGCUACCUCAACGCCAAACAAUAUGGGAUUAGUGAGAAAUGAGCUUCAGCUGGUUGAUCUUCCAACAGGGAGGAGUAUCGCUUUUCGUGGUGAACGAGGCAAUGACGAAUCACCCAUUGAAAUGAUCAAAGUAUCUCAUUUGAAGCAAUAUUUGGCAGUUGUAUUCAAAGAUAAACCCCUGGAGUUAUGGGAUGUUAGGACUUGUACCAUUCUUAGAGAAAUGUCCAAAAACUUCCCUGCAAUAACUGCUUUGGAGUGGUCACCAUCGCACAACUUGAAGAGCCUGAGAAAGAAACAGCUGGCCACCCGAGAGGCCAUGGCCCGCCAGACUGUGGUCUCGGAUACAGAGCUGAGCAUUGUUGAGUCUUCUGUGAUCAGCUUAUUGCAGGAGGCAGAAAGUAAAUCUGAACUCAGUCAGAACAUCUCUGCCCGAGAGCAUUUUGUGUUUACUGAUAAUGAUGGCCAAGUUUAUCAUCUCACUGUUGAAGGAAACUCAGUGAAAGACAGUGCUCGGAUUCCACCAGAUGGGAGUAUGGGUAGUAUUACCUGUAUCGCUUGGAAAGGUGAUACAUUAGUUCUCGGAGAUAUGGAUGGAAAUCUAAAUUUCUGGGAUUUGAAAGGCAGAGUAUCCAGAGGGAUACCUACGCACCGAAGUUGGGUGAGGAAGAUUCGUUUUGCCCCUGGUAAAGGAAACCAGAAAUUAAUAGCGAUGUACAAUGAUGGAGUGGAAGUGUGGGAUACGAGAGAGGUUCAGAUGGUGAGCAGUUUAAGAAGCGGAAGAAAUGUGACCUUCCGGAUAUUGGAUGUGGACUGGUGUACAUCAGAUAAAGUGAUCCUGGCCUCAGAUGAUGGGUGUAUCAGAGUCUUGGAGAUGUCUAUGAAGUCUACGUGUUUUAGAAUGGAUGAACAAGAGUUAACUGAGCCUGUGUGGUGCCCAUAUCUUCUCAUUCCAAGGGCCGCCCUCACCUUGAAAGCUUUCUUACUACACCAACCUUGGAAUGGACAGUAUUCCUUGGACAUUUCUCACGUUGACUAUCCAGAAAAUGAAGAAAUAAAGAAUCUCCUUCAAGAGCAGUUGAACUCAUUGUCUAAUGACAUAAAGAAACUCUUGCUUGACCCGGAAUUCAGUCUUCUGCAGAGAUGCCUGCUUGUUUCAAGGCUGUACGGCGAUGAAUCAGAACUGCACUUCUGGACGGUCGCUGCCCACUACCUGCACAGCUUGUCCCAGGCACAGUCAUUGAGCAGCCCAGCUACUAAGAAAGUCACUUCCCGGGACAAAGUGAACAACCCACUGGAUAUAUGUUAUGACCUACUCUGUGAGAAUGCCUAUUUCCAGAAAUUUCAGCUGGAAAGGGUUAAUCUACAGGAAGUGAAACGGUCAACUUAUGAUCAUACAAGGAAAUGUACAGACCAGCUACUCCUCCUGGGUCAGACAGACAGAGCUGUGCAGUUGCUAUUGGAAACAAGUGCAGACAACCAGCAUUAUUAUUGUGAUUCAUUGAAAGCCUGUUUGGUCACAACUGUCACCUCAUCAGGCCCCUCUCAGAGCACCAUUAAACUGGUGGCAACUAAUAUGAUUGCCAACGGCAAGUUGGCAGAGGGUGUUCAGCUGCUCUGCCUGAUAGACAAAGCCGCAGAUGCCUGCCGCUACCUGCAGACGUAUGGCGAGUGGAACCGGGCUGCAUGGCUUGCCAAAGUCCGUUUAAACUCUGAAGAGUGUGCCGAUGUUUUAAAGCGGUGGGUUGACCACCUUUGCUCCCCACAAGUCAACCAGAAGUCGAAGGCCCUGCUGGUCCUCCUGUCCCUGGGCUGCUUUUCCAGUGUGGCCGAGACCCUCCACAGCAUGAGAUACUUCGACAGAGCUGCCUUAUUUGUGGAAGCUUGUCUCAAGUAUGGUGCACUUGAAGUCAGCGAGGACACAGAGAAACUCAUCUCUGCUAUAUACGCAGACUACGCCCGGAGUUUGAAAAACCUCGGCUUUAAAGAGGGAGCAGUUUUUUUUGCUUCAAAAGCUGGUGCUGCUGGCACAGAUUUACUGACAGAGCUGGCAUCCCCCAGCAAGAACCGACCACAGUGUGAUGGGUGAAUGUGUGCCAGGGAAUCUGUCCCUGCAGGGAGGUGGGUCCGGGGGGUGGUCUGGCUGUGGCCACGGUCACAGUGCAUCCGAUGGGGGUGCCAUCCCCUCCGGGUCCUGGUGAGCUGUUCCUCCACUGGUCUAUGGCUGCGUGUGCACAACAGUGCAUGAGCAUUUCCCCUGUUAGGAGUGGGUUCUGCGUCCUAUAUUCAUCUCUGAGAAAAACAGGAACACUUCGGAUUUGGCAAGUGCAUAACAUUUUAUACUUUUGGAGAUGGCUUUAAGAGUCCCUGGAAAUACUUUUAAUUUUUUAAACUUAAAAUUCAAGCAACUGAAUUGCUUUCCUCAUUGACAAAAUUUAAAGAUGUUUGGGAAAUCUACAGUAAAAGUUUGUGAGACCUGUUCUCAAAAAUGUGCUGUGCUUGUGUUGAUGUACAGUCAUUGGAGAUGUGAAGGGAAAUGCAUACAGUGUAGAUGACUUACCAAAGCAUUCCUCAUUUCUUACCUUGGAAACAACUGUUACUCCCUAUCUUAGACAGAUGGUAAAUUUGUCAUUUUAGGCUCAUAGGGAAAGUUUAAGCUUCAUGUUUUGAUGCAUUAUGUGGGGUCUUUGGUAUUCUGAAUUUUAGCUUCUAUGAUGUAUUACAGUAACCUCCUUUUUAAAGCCUCUGUGCUUUAAUUUUGUCUGUGUUCUUCCAACAACUGAAAUAUAUGUGGCUAUUGUAAAUUAUUGCUGAUAAUUUAAAUGUCGGUAACUUACAGAAAUGAUAAAUAAAAAGAAAAUUUCAGCCAA